This is a messenger RNA of Eupeodes corollae, 2489 nucleotides long. RefSeq lists its product as uncharacterized. NCBI's taxonomy places the organism in Eukaryota, Metazoa, Arthropoda, Insecta, Diptera, Syrphidae. The transcript is spliced from 2 exons. Gene Ontology annotation, biological process: proteolysis. The coding region runs from base 297 to 2489 and encodes 730 amino acids. Gene Ontology annotation, molecular function: aspartic-type endopeptidase activity. The record is from RefSeq and is a predicted model, not a curated record.
CUGGCGAUGCUGAGAAGUUGCUUUCAUCCUUGAAGAUUCACGGCCAUAAUUAUGCGAAAGCAUGGACGAUUUUGCAGGAUCGUUAUGAUCACCCUUGCGUCCUUGUCAAUAUCCAGUUGAGUGCACUGUUCAAUUUGCCAUCACAGUCACAAGAGCGCGUUGAGUCGAUUAAAAAUUUAUUAUACACUUCAACUCAAGUGAUUCACAGUCUGGCAAAUCUGAAAAUAGAAGUAGAACAUUUAGAUCCGGUGCUAAUCUUUCUUUUAGUGCGAAAGUUACCUGGCAAGACAAAGCAAAUGUGGGAGGAGAAGCUGAACGAAAGAGAGAAACCAAAGCAGUUGCCGACUUUCAAGGAAUUUACAUCCUUCUUGGAGACAAGGUUCAGAACACUAGAAGCGGUAGAUCAGCAGCACUGUCAGGGUACAUCCAACACGUCACGCAACUCUUCGCAUAAGCAUUCGUUUGUAGCUCAUGCUCACGCUGACAAAUCGAAGCUGUCCUGCAAAGUAUGUCUGAAAAAUAAACAUGCGGUUAGAAAAUGUCACAAAUUUUUGAAAAUAAGUAUUACUGAGCGUUUUCAGCUUAUUAACAAAUUAAGGUUAUGUAGAAACUGUUUAGGGUAUAAUCAUGCAACAGAUAAUUGUCGAAGUAGCCGUAGGUGUUACCAUUGCCAACAACCACACCAUACGCUAUUACACGAUAGUAAUACACCUUUUCAGCCACUUCAACAACAAUCGUCAAAUAGCAGUCAGCAGCAACAGGGUACCAGCCAAAAUUUGCAAAAUACCACUUUAAAUGCACAAGCUCCUUCAUUCCAAGUCGCCAAUAGACAACCGUCUACAUCUACCAAUGUAACCUCUCACCACUCUCAGUACGACAGUCCCACGAAAAAUUCACAAGUUUUACUGGCAACUGCCCUUGUGAAAGUAAAGUCUUCAUUGGGAGAGUGGUUGACGCUGCGUGCAUUGCUAGAUACUGGAUCUGAAGCGUCGUUUAUUACGGAGUGUGCAGCCCAAUUGCUACAACUCAAAUCUCGAACAACUCACACUGGGGUUUCCGGGUUGGGUUUGGUCAGCAGUGGCACAUGUUUAAGAGUGGUAGAUAUCACCUUUGCUUCUCAGCAUUCCACUUUUGCAACAACAGCGCAUGCCUACAUCUUAAAGUCACUGUCUGGGCAUUUGCCGGCCCGGACCCUUCACGUUGAGAUUUGGACUCAUCUCAACGAUUAUGUUCUAGCCGAUCCUGAAUUCUACAGGUCGUCCAAAAUUGAUAUUUUGCUUGGCAGAACUUUUGUUGCCGGAACUGAUUUCGCCAACAGACAAGUCAAUGCCAGUCAUGCAGAAGAUAACAUUAGGAUGGAUCUUAUUCGGAAAGGCCCCAAUUGUAUGCGAGUCAAAUCAUCAGAAGAGACGCCUUUUAAGCCAUUCCAGAGGUCGGAAGAUAUAGAAUGUGAAAAUCACUUCAUCGCCAACACUGAACGCACAGUUGAAGGGCGCUAUCAAGUAGCAUUGCCGUUCAAAGGAAAUGUUCGUCCGGCUUUCGGUUAUUCUCACCAAGGUGCUUUACGGCGAUUCCAAGGCUUAGAGCGACGUUUUGAUGUAAAUCGACAGCUCCGAGAGCAAUAUUCAGCAUGCAUCGAAGAAUACAUCCAAUUGGGUCAUAUGAGCGAAGUCGACAAGAAAAGUUUGCCAGAAAAUCAACAUUACUUCCUGCCACAUCAUGCUGUCAUUAAAGAGAGCAGUUCAACCACGAAAUUGAGGGUGGUGUUUGAUGCAUCCUUCAAAACAUCUAGUGGAGUCUCUUUAAACGAUGCUAUGUUAGUAGGUCCUGCACUUCAACAGAAUAUCUGCGACAUCAUGCUUCGGUGGAGGUUGUAUAAAUACACCUUCACAGCUGACAUCGAAAAGAUGUAUCGCCAGAUCUUGAUAGCUGAACAGGACAAAAAUUAUCAGCUAAUUCUAUGGAGAAAGAACUCUGAAGACCUUAUCAAAGUUUACAGACUUAACACGGUUACCUUCGGAACAGCUGCCGCUCCAUUUCUUGCGAUCCGAACGUUGCAGAAGUUAGCAGAGGACAAUUCCGAAAAUCAACUAGUAGCCAAUAUGAUCCGUGAAGAGAUGUAUGUCGAUGAUUUGAUAUCUGGUGGAAACACGAUCGAAGAGGCAAAGGAAAAAAUUCAACAAAUUAGAUCAACAUUAGAGACAGCUGGAUUCUACUUACGGAAAUGGACUUCCAACUCUGACGAGUUACUUUCGAGCAUCCCAACAGGAGAACGGGAAUCAACAUUCUCAAUGCCGUCAGAAGAUUCGGAACGAGUUAAGACGCUCGGUGUCCAUUGGCUUCCUUCUGUUAACAAAUUCUCUUUUUGCUAUAAUUCGCUUUCCAAUCCGCAGCCGACGAAACGAUUUAUUCUAUUGGAUUGCUCCAUGUAUUGUAAAGGCGAAGAUGUUCAUGCAGCAAUUAUGGGUGAAGAAAAUAUCAUGGGAUGA